GAACAGACAGAGUGACUACCAGAGCGACGAAUCUCUUUGACUCUUUCAACCCACCUCUCCAAGUAUAUUGUUGGAUUAGAAACCCCGAAGACAACACAGCGGAUCCAUCAACUUCUGCCAUAGCCCAUUAGAUAGAGCACAGGUCUGGAAAUUAAAUAUCCCAUAUUUCAUCCCCCAGCAUUCAGAAUAAUCUAUACCUCCAUCUGUCCCUGCUCCCAUGGAUUCUUCGACACUAGUUCCCAAAAACAGAGCCCCCGCAAAAAUCCCAACUCAAGUUAAUGAUUCAAACAGAGAACAACCAAAUUGCUUGGUUCAAUUCAUUGUGUUCUCCCCCAACGCAAAUUUCCCUUUUUCCCUCCCAAUAAUGUCCAUACGCGCAAUCUAAUGGCGACGCCUCCUUUACGAGAAGGCAACACCUCCAUUUUAACUCGACUGAACAACUACGUGGCCGGAAGCAGAGUCGGGAAGCAAUUCAAGCUCGAUGAGCGGAACACUUGCUUCACCACCGAGCUCCGAGCCGGCACCGCUACAUUCCUCACCAUGGCAUACAUCCUAGCCGUCAACGCGAGCAUCCUCGCCGACUCCGGCGGCACUUGCAGCGUCUCCGAUUGCAUCCCUCCCGGCGGCGACCACGACGUCUCCUGCAAAUUCCCUCCCCUGGUUAACCCAGGCUACCUGGCCUGCCUGGAACAGACCCGGAAAGACCUGGUCGUGGCCACAAUCGUCUCCUCCUUGACCGGCUGCUUCAUCAUGGGAAUGUUCGCCAACCUUCCUCUCGCUUUAGCCCCCGGAAUGGGCACCAACGCCUACUUCGCCUACACCGUCGUCGGGUACCACGGCUCCGGCCACUUGUCGUAUCAGCACGCCCUCACCGCAAUCUUCGUCGAGGGUUUAAUCUUCCUCUUCAUUUCCGCAAUCGGGCUGCGGGCGAGGCUGGCCAAAUUCGUCCCCAAACCGGUUCGGGUCAGUUGCUCUGCCGGAAUCGGGUUGUUCCUCGCCUUCGUCGGGUUACAGAGCCAUCAAGGAAUCGGGCUGGUUGGGUACAGCGGAUCUACAUUAGUCACGAUUGGGGCGUGCCCAAGAACCUCGCAGGUAGCGCUAGCUCCAGUCAAGAUAAUUAACGGCACCGUCAGUUUAAUUCCCGGCGGGGCGGUCUCCGAGGAGAUGUUCUGCCAGAGUGGGUGGAUGGAGAGCCCUACCUUCUGGUUGGGAGUCGCCGGGUUCAUCAUAAUCGCGUACUGCUCGGCGAAGAACAUCAAAGGGGCUCUGAUCUAUGGCGUCGUUUUCGUGACGGUUCUGUCGUGGUUCCGUCACACCCCGAUCACGGCGUUUCCCGACACGGAGAUCGGGAAUCAGAAGUACAAUUACUUCAAGGCGGUGAUCGAUCUUCACGCGAUCGAGAAGACCGCAGGCGUGUUGAGCUUUAGCGGGAUGGGGAGCGUCCAUUUUUGGGAAGUUUUGGUCACGUUUCUGUGCGUGGACAUAUUGGACACGACGGGGACGCUCUACUCGAUGGCGGAAUUCGCGGGGAUAACGGACGAUAACGGCGAUUUCGAGGGUCAGUACUUCGCCUUUAUGUCCGACGCGUCGUCAAUCGUGGUGGGGUCCCUGUUGGGGACGUCGUCGGUGACGACGUUUGUCGAGUCCUCGACGGGGAUACGGGAAGGCGGGCGGACGGGACUGACGGCGCUGACGGUGGCGGGUUACUUCUUUUCGGCGUUCUUCUUCACGCCGUUGCUGGCUUCGAUACCGCCAUGGGCGGUGGGCCCGCCGUUGAUCUUGGUGGGGGUUCUGAUGAUGAAGCCGAUGGUGGAGAUCGAGUGGGAGGAUAUGCGGCAGGCGAUUCCGGCGUUCGUGACGAUGAUACUGAUGCCGGUGACGUAUUCCAUAGCUUAUGGGAUGAUAGGAGGGAUCGUGACGUUUGUGGUUUUGCAUGUGUGGGACUGGGGAGUGGCGUUUUGGGUGAAAUUGGCGGCGGUGAUUAACAGGGCCGGAUGCGAGAAGGAGGGGAAGGCGAGCACUGCCGGUGAUGGAGAUGGUGGUAAGAGAGUUCAAGUUUAAGGCCUGGAGGUAAAAAUUGCUCGGGUGUCCAUAUUUUUUGAAGGCGUGUAUAGUUUUGGUUUGGGCCGGCAGGAGCCCAAUUCCCCAUUUAGUUUUUUUCCAAAUCGAUCCACGGUCCUAAGAUCGAGAGCUGAAAGUUGAUCUCACACGUAAGUGGGAAAAUUUGACGUAAGGCAUAGGAAUUUUAAAUAUAUUGGGCAAAAUACA
Molecule: messenger RNA, 2268 nt
Organism: Linum trigynum
Lineage: Eukaryota; Viridiplantae; Streptophyta; Magnoliopsida; Malpighiales; Linaceae
Source: the annotation of a GenBank genome assembly